Messenger RNA from Thalassophryne amazonica, 2616 nucleotides. RefSeq names its product polymerase (DNA directed), mu (gene polm). The transcript has 11 exons. Lineage: Eukaryota; Metazoa; Chordata; Actinopteri; Batrachoidiformes; Batrachoididae. Gene Ontology annotation, cellular component: nucleus. Bases 73 to 1632 code for a protein of 519 amino acids. Gene Ontology annotation, molecular function: DNA binding; DNA-directed DNA polymerase activity. The record is from RefSeq and is a predicted model, not a curated record. Gene Ontology annotation, biological process: double-strand break repair via nonhomologous end joining.
ACACCAGGAGGACCAGCGGGGACUCAAGGACGAAGUUACCCUCAGGUUGUUUUAUUCCUGCUGGAACGAAAAAUGGGAGCCAGUCGAAGAGCUUUUCUCUCUCAGCUCGGUCGAAGUAAAGGAUUUCAAGUGGAGGACGUCUUCAGUGAAAAAGUCACGCAUGUCAUUUCUGAAAACAACACUGGUCAUGAGGUGAGGACAUGGCUGGACUCACAGUACCAACGUCACCGCAAACCUGUUCAGCUUCUGGACAUCAGCUGGUACACAGAGAACAUGCGUGCAGGCCGUCCCACGGAGAUUCUGGACCGGCACAGACUUCAGGAUCAGCCGGCAAAUCAAGCAGAGGAUGUGGUGUUCUCGGUUCCCAGCUACGCCUGUCAGAGAAGGACCACGCUGCAGGACCAUAACACCAUUUUCACUAAUGCUUUAUCCGUCCUGGCUGAAAAUGCAGAGCUCAGUAACGAGGAGGGUCGAAGUAUUGCAUUUCGACGUGCUGCAGCUGUUUUGAAGGCUCUCCCUGCACCAGUCAGAGGAAUGGCACAGCUCAGAGGCUUGCCCUGUCUUGGAGAACAUUCAUUGCGAGUUAUUCAUGACAUUUUGGCAAGUGGAACGUCAGAUGAAGUAGAAUCUGCAAAGCAGUCUGCACGCUACAAAGCAGUAAAGAUUUUAACAGGUAUUUUUGGAGUUGGACCGAAGACAGCAGACCGGUGGUUUAGAGAAGGGAUACACAGCCUCCAACAGUUACAGCAAUCAGGACAUGCACUCAACAGAGCACAACAGGCAGGUCUAGAGCACUAUAAUGAUAUCAACCAGCCGGUCACUAAGUUAGAGGCUGAUGCUAUCUGUGAGACUGUGAGGAAAGCUGUUGGUGCUGUGUUGCCAGAUGCACAGAUUACUCUGACUGGAGGAUUCAGAAGAGGGAAGCUGACCGGCCACGAUGUUGACUUCCUGAUAACUCACCCGGAGGAGGGCCGAGAGGAGGGGCUAAUGCAUAAAGUGAUCUCCUGGUUGGAAUCACGGGGCUUUCUUUUGUACCAGAAAACUACAAGAAACUUGUACCUCCAGUCAACUAACGGCCCUGGUCGCCCUGCUUCCAACAUGGACCGCUCUGAGAGGUGUCUCUCCAUUUUCAAACUGGCCAAGCAGCAGAAUCACGGAGCAGAGCAGGCGUGUGCAUCCAAAGCUGUAACUGUGCAGGAGGCGCGCUGUGCUGAAUGUGAUGCACAUCUGAAGGGAAGCCUUCAGGAGUCUCACCAGUACAUACAUGCAGGUGCAGCCUCACAUCCGCAUCCAUCCAGUGAGACAAAAUGUGACCAAAGUGUUCCUUGUCAACAUGAAGGAGCAGAGGCUGAGGAGACACAAGCUGCUGGAUACAAAGCUUGGAGAGCUGUGAGAGUGGACCUGGUGGUGUCUCCAAUCAGCCAGUUUGCUUUUGCUCUGCUGGGCUGGACAGGAUCCAAGCUGUUUGAGAGGGAGCUUCGUCGUUGGGCAGGGCAUGAGAAGAACAUGUCUCUGAGCAGCCAUGCGCUGUAUGAUAACAAAAAGAAUCAGUAUCUCAGAGUGACGUCAGAGGAGGAGAUAUUUGCUUAUCUCGGUCUGGACUACAUUACACCGACGGAGAGAAAUGCCUGAUCCGACCCUGAGUCUGUUCAAAGACUUUUGCCUUUCAUUGGAUUGUUUCAGCCGGGUAAAAGUCAAAAACACUGAAAGAUGCCUGUUUGCACACAGGUUUGAAAUGUAAGAUUUUGUGAAAUACACUGUAAUUUUAAGCCUAAGUGUAGCAAACGUCUGCACAGUGACGGGCAAGUUGUUCAUAAUGUUCAUUUAAAGUGAAAUUCAGAAUCACUGACUUAAAGGGGACACGUUGGGCAUGUGCUAUAGCUGCCCUGCUGCACGCUGCACCUGUUUGUGUGCACAUGGACCCAUAUUCAUAACCACGCAGUAACUCAGCACCAAGCACUCAGAGCAAAGAUAUUUGGGAUGUGACUUUAGCUCAAGAUCCGCUCACAUUGGUUCCAUGUGCGCUGAUCUGGGCCUACUUUUUCUGGCUCAAAUCAGGGUCUGUGUAAAUGUCAGCAGUUGUCCACAAUGUUUUUUCUUUGGAGAUAUACAGAUGAAUUUUGAAGUGAAUCAAGUGUUGGCAUUGAGUACUGUUGCAGUUACAUUUGGGGGUGUGAAAACAAAAAACAAACUUUAACACAUUUGUAAUUUUAGUUAUAGUUUCCUUCCUCUCUUUCUCUUUGGUUUAUCGAAACAAAGGGUUUUAAUUAAUUUCGAUUACUCAGAGAGCUGUGAUUUUAUGUCUCUUCUUGUCAGCCUCAGAGUUGCCAAACCUUGUAAAAUCUCUCUAAAUGAAAUUUCAGUAGCAAAAGUAACGUGGGCCCAUUUUUAAUAUAAAAUAUCAGGAGGGAAUUGAUUUGAUUCAUGCUUUUUAGCAACAGGCGGAGAUCGAGGGGCAUGUUGAAGGUCAAGGUUGUUGUUUGCUCUUUAUUUAAAUGAAGGGGUCAAAAACUGCUGUUUAUUUCAUGCAAGUGUCUUUUGUAGGUUUUGACACCAAUGAGGCUACAUGUCUGUUUCUAACUCAACAUAAUUACUGAUGGUGUAGUUAUUAAUUCA